GUAUGACGCCGCAUCUCUUUGUUGGUCCAGCGGCAGCUGCGCUCAUGUUGUUGUAGCUACUCUCUCUCUCUGGAAAUAUUUUUCUCUUUCGAAAUAUUUCGUCUCUUGUUUUCGUCGCGGCCUGUACACAUCCUAGUAUCUAGCGUUUGGUAUCAUACCUUGUCACAAUAUCAAGUUAAACCGAGUAAUGGACUCAGACGAAGGGUACAAUUAUGAAUUCGACGAGGAGGAAGAGGAAUGCAGCGAAGACAGCGCCGAGGAGGAUCCCGAAGACGACACCCUGGAAGUGGAGUUGGAUGAUCCUGUUGUGGCCGGUGGAGAACGAGAUGAAUGUGGGGAGACCGGAGGCAGUGGCCUAGGGCCCGGUCAAGACGAAGAGGAUUAUCGGUUCGAGGUUUUGACUGCUGAACAGAUCCUUCAGCAUAUGGUCGAGUGUAUCAGGGAGGUCAAUGAUGUCAUCCAGAACCCUGCAACGAUAACAAGAAUACUUCUUAGUCACUUCAAUUGGGACAAAGAGAAACUGAUGGAAAGAUAUUUUGAUGGGAACCUUGACAAAUUGUUCUCGGAAUGCCAUGUCAUCAACCCCAGUAAGAAGUCGAGGACACGGCUGAUGAACACGAGGUCCUCUGCUCAGGAUCUUCCCUGUCAGAUCUGCUACCUGAACUACCCAAACUCGUACUUCACUGGCCUGGAGUGUGGACACAAGUUCUGCAUGCAGUGUUGGGGUGACUACUUGACUACCAAAAUCAUUGAGGAGGGGAUGGGACAGACAAUUUCCUGCCCUGCUCACAGCUGUGAUAUAUUGGUGGACGACAACACAGUCAUGAGACUGAUCACAGAGUCCAAGGUGAAGUUGAAGUACCAACACUUGAUUACCAAUAGUUUUGUAGAGUGCAAUCGACUGUUAAAAUGGUGCCCAGCGCCAGACUGUCAUCACGUAGUCAAAGUCCAGUACCCAGAUGCUAAGCCUGUGAGAUGCACAUGUGGCCGUCAGUUCUGCUUCAAUUGUGGCGAGAACUGGCAUGAUCCCGUCAAGUGUAAGUGGUUGAGGAAAUGGAUCAAGAAGUGUGACGAUGACAGCGAGACGUCUAACUGGAUCGCAGCCAAUACAAGGGAGUGCCCCAAAUGCCACGUGACCAUUGAGAAGGACGGCGGCUGCAACCACAUGGUGUGUCGGAACCAGAGCUGCAAGGCUGAGUUCUGCUGGGUCUGCCUGGGGCCCUGGGAACCACACGGCUCUGCCUGGUACAACUGCAACCGCUACAAUGAGGAUGAUGCCAAGGCAGCGAGGGACGCCCAAGAGUGCCAGGCGUUGUCCCUCCUCCUCAUCCAGCGGUCCAGGGCAGCCCUGCAGAGGUACCUGUUCUACUGCAACCGUUACAUGAACCACAUGCAGUCACUGCGCUUCGAGCACAAGCUGUACGCUGGGGUCAAGGCCAAGAUGGAGGAGAUGCAGCAUCACAACAUGUCCUGGAUCGAGGUGCAGUUCCUGAAGAAGGCUGUGGACGUGCUGUGUCAGUGUCGCUCCACUCUCAUGUUCACCUACGUCUUCGCCUUCUACCUCAAGAAGAACAACCAGUCCAUCAUCUUUGAGAACAAUCAGGCUGACUUGGAGAACGCUACGGAGGUUCUGUCUGGAUAUCUGGAGCGGGACAUCUCCCAGGACUCUCUGCAGGACAUCAAACAGAAAGUACAGGACAAGUACAGAUACUGUGAGAGUCGACGUCGGGUGCUGCUGCAACAUGUGCAUGAGGGCUAUGAGAAGGACCUCUGGGAAUACAUAGAAGAUUAAGACUCUUUACUAAAAGAGAAACAGACUAGAGCGCUGAUGCAAUGCCACGGGGGCAGGUUGUUGCUGAUCUUCCCAAUAUUGCAUUUUUUUUCUCCUCCUCUUGGGUUUUGUUUAAUGGAAAAAGUUUAAAAUAAAUUAUAUCAAAAUAAUAAUAAAAAAAUAAAAAUAAAAAGUAGAAUAUUUCAAACAUUAAUCGUACAACAGUAUUGUUUGUAGCAGAUUGGAUUGUGAGGACAAAAAAAAAAGAACUCCCCCCGCUUCUCUCAAUUGGUCGCUAUAGUAACAUCAUCACCCCCCCCCCCCCCCCCCCCCCCACUGUUCAGUUUCCCAGUGAUCUAUUUUAUCUGUUUACUUUUUAAAGUACCCCCUUGUGUGGGACAUGGGUUUGUGUUCAACACAGUCCAACUGUUCAAGCCAUGUUCAUUAAAUGUGGUUAGAUCACAUGUAGGGUUUUUUUGAAUGUUGAUUUGCUGAUUGUAAAGGUGCUGAACCAUGUGGGUUGGCAGGAGGGAAAAAAGACCAUAGGGAGUGCAGGAAAAAGAAGGAAAGGUGUUUUUCAGUUUGUAAAUAACGCAUAUGCAUGGAACAGCAAGUGUGGACAUUUUCUUUCAUUUGUCUUUUUGUUUUUGUUUUUUAGAAAAAUAUUUAUUCUUUUUUUUUCAAAUAUUCAAUAUAGUUGCUGUGUAGAAGACAAGUUCGCUCCUGCUUUAAAAGAAAAAUGUAUUCUUUGUGAGGGUUUGGAAGUUGUUGAACGAGCGAUGAAACUCUGACCGGGUUGUAGUAGCUUUUUGAAAGCAAUUCUGACAAAAACAAAAUCCACCUAAAAGGAUCGCAUUAGGUGAGAGAAUGAGACUAAAGAACAAGCCAUCUUCUUUUUAACAGCAAGCCAGACUGUAGUUCAGGUAAUACAUUGAUUUAUUCAUAGUUGGAAUUGACCUUGCAACCUUCAGAGGUUAUCAGCUAAUUGCACCUGAGGGGGUUUUGAGAAAUGAACAGAGAAUGACUUGGCUGUGUCCCAAGUGGCUCCAUAUUCUCUCUAUAGUACACUGUAGGCCCUGGUCAAUAGUAAUGCAUUAUAUAGGGAAUAGAGUGCCGUUUGGGAUGAAGGUAAUGUCCUGUUUGUUCUAACCCCCCCCCCCCCCUCCUAACCUCUUGUUCUUCCAUCACCACCCCUCCUGUUUCUCCUUAGAAGUUGUAAUUUCCAGAUAACACACUACCAACUGUUUCAUGAGAGCCAAAUUGAGUGACAUUCACUCAUUAAAAAAAUAAAUAAACAAAUGUAUUUCUUUUUUCAGACUUGAGCUUUUCCUCAUGGUUUUUUUGUUUGCACCUUGGUAACCUGGGAGGCGGUAGGGCACCGUGGUAACCUGGGAGGUGGUAGGGCACCGUGGUAACCUGGGAGGCGGUAGGGCACCGUGGUAACCUGGGAGGCGGUAGGGCACCGUGGUAACCUGGGAGGCGGUAGGGCACCGUGGUAACCUGGGAGGCGGUAGGGCACCGUGGUAACCUGGCAGGCGGUAGGGCACCGUGGUAACCUGGCAGGCGGUAGGGCACGGUGGUAACAUGGGAGGCGGUAGGGCACCGUGGUAACCUGGGAGGCGGUAGGGCACCGUGGUAACCUGGGAGGCGGUAGGGCACCGUGGUACCCUGGCAGGCGGUAGGGCACCGUGGUACCCUGGGAGGCGGUAGGGCACCGUGGGAACCUGGGAGGCGGUAGGGCACCGUGGUAACCUGGGAGGCGGUAGGGCACCGUGGUAACCUGGGAGGCGGUAGGGCACCGUGGUAACCUGGGAGGCGGUAGGGCACCGUGGUAACCUGGGAGGCGGUAGGGCACCGUGGUAACCUGGCAGGCGGUAGGGCACGGUGGUAACCUGGGAGGCGGUAGGGCACCGUGGUAACCUGGGAGGCGGUAGGGCACCGUGGUAACCUGGGAGGCGGUAGGGCACCGUGGUACCCUGGCAGGCGGUAGGGCACCGUGGUAACCUGGGAGGCGGUAGGGCACCGUGGGAACCUGGGAGGCGGUAGGGCACCGUGGUAACCUGGGAGGCGGUAGGGCACCGUGGUAACCUGGGAGGCGGUAGGGCACCGUGGUAACCUGGGAGGCGGUAGGGCACCGUGGUAACCUGGCAGGCGGUAGGGCACCGUGGUAACCUGGGAGGCGGUAGGGCACCUUGGUAACCUGGCAGGCGGUAGGGCACCUUGGUAACCUGGGAGGCGGUAGGGCACCGUGGUAACCUGGGAGGCGGUAGGCACCGUGGUAACCUGGGAGGCGGUAGGGCACCGUGGUAACCUGGCAGGCGGUAGGGCACCGUGGUAACCUGGCAGGCGGUAGGGCACCGUGGUAACCUGGGAGGCGGUAGGGCACCGUGGUAACCUGGGAGGCGGUAGGGCACCGUGGUAACCUGGGAGGCGGUAGGGCACCGUGGUAACCUGGCAGGCGGUAGGGCACCGUGGUAACCUGGGAGGCGGUAGGGCACCGUGGUAACCUGGGAGGCGGUAGGGCACCGUGGUAACCUGGGAGGCGGUAGGGCACCGUGGUAACCUGGCAGGCGGUAGGGCACCUUGGUAACUUGGCAGGCGGUAGGGCACCUUGGUAACCUGGGAGGCGGUAUGUCAUUCCCUGAAAGGGCUGUUUUAAACUUGAGUCAGUCAGCAUGACUACAUGACCUAGUCCUAGUCCCCUAAAGAAGUAGGAACUGUGACAGACCUGGCUGACAAGACGUACCCCAUAACCCUUCCUCCUUUCUUUAUCUGUUGUGUAAAGGAGUAUUGUUUUCGAUAGCACCAUCCAGUUGAGCUAUACAAACUGCUUCGUGGGCUUUAAAAGGAACGAGUCUUGUCCGACAACUGCAUUUAAAAUAUAUAUAAGGACUGAGCAUAAAGCAGCGCUGAUGUUUUUGAGAUGUCUGUUGUUGUAAAGCUUUGGCAUCUAGGCUAGACUAUGAGAGUGGCGUUUACACUGGUUGCUAGUCUGAAAUGCCACCCUAUUCCCUAUAUAGUGCACUACUUUUGACCACAGACCAAUGGGGAGUGGAGCACCUAUAGGAGAUAGGUUGUCAUUUGGAAAGCAGCCUGGGUUGUACCAACAUGGUAACAUGAUGCCAUUUUACCUUCAUAACACUUUCCAGUUUUAUACGAGCUUACGAGGUCCAAAACGAGACAACCCCGAGCCCAGAGAAGUGGCUGGACUAGUCACAGUGCUGUCCUCAGUCCAGUGUUUGUUGGAAUUUCUCAAUGCACUGUAGCCCUCGAGAAAUACAAGAGUCUGGCGUUUGACAUUGAUGUGGCUGACAAGACGGAAACAAAGAUUUCUCUUUCACCAAAGUGUGAAUCAUCUGAAAAUACUAUUUUUUAUCUCUUUGUUUCUGAUACUUUCUGUGAAAAGGGAAGUUCAGACACAGAGUUGCUUUCAUGUAUUAUAACCAUUCUUACAAACAAAAUGUCCUAUUUAAAUAAAUGUCAUUCAAAAGGAA
Messenger RNA from Oncorhynchus kisutch (coho salmon), 5265 nucleotides. RefSeq names its product E3 ubiquitin-protein ligase arih1. Gene Ontology annotation, biological process: protein ubiquitination. Gene Ontology annotation, molecular function: zinc ion binding; ubiquitin-protein transferase activity. Lineage: Eukaryota; Metazoa; Chordata; Actinopteri; Salmoniformes; Salmonidae. The record is from RefSeq and is a predicted model, not a curated record. The transcript has 14 exons. Bases 188 to 1792 code for a protein of 534 amino acids.